Messenger RNA from Aspergillus steynii IBT 23096, 360 nucleotides. RefSeq lists its product as uncharacterized. The transcript has a single exon. The coding region runs from base 97 to 312 and encodes 71 amino acids. The record is from RefSeq and is a predicted model, not a curated record. Lineage: Eukaryota; Fungi; Ascomycota; Eurotiomycetes; Eurotiales; Aspergillaceae.
AACGGUGCUGGCAUCGAACUUCACGCCGAUUCCGGGCUUCUUGUCCUUAUGCCAAUCAAAAUAGUUCCCGUAGCAUCAUGACCAAGGGUAGACUUUAUGAAAUUAUCUUUGGUGUUGUUUUUGGCUGAAAGAAACGUCGAUCUCGCGAGUUGGCCGUUUGCUUUCCAGCAUAAACUCAGCGCAAGAUUGGCGUUGGCUAGCCCGACCCAAAGCGACGGCGAGCAAGAUCGAUUUGUCUCGACGUUUGUUCGACUUCGCACCGGAACCCUUCGCAUUUGGCGCCCCUUGAGAGCCCUAGGUCUUGAUUCCUGAUUCUUUAUUCGCAGUUUUUAACCUGACGGUUGAUUUGCCUCACCUGUU